AGGUCACACUGCAGCUAGCGCUUAUAUCGAUAGUCAAUAGGUUCAGGCCUGUAAUAAUCGAUUUGUCUUAUCCCCGCACGUGUUGAAAUUGUUUUCUUUUAUUUGGAUCGCCUUUAAUUUAGUUAAUACAGACAUGUCGGACUUUGAAAUGGAGGACAGCGCCUCGGGGUACGAUUCAGGUGAUAACUCAGAUGCCGAGCUGCAAGCGGCAUUUGAACGAGGCGACUUAAAACCAGGCCUAAACUUGGAGUUCAAUGGCCAGAGAGACAAAGUGAAUGAUGUGGUAAGUAGUCAGCGGAUGCCCGCUCACAAAUCCACUAAUCCAGUUGUGCCCACCCAGACCAAACUGCUGGCAAAAACAGAGGCUAUCAAGAUGCAACUUCCUUGGCUGGAGCGCCUGGACAUGAUCAACACACUGGCUCCCCUGGCCCCGGAACUCGCUGUACAGCUGGAGAAGCACGAGCAAAAGCGGGCCAAUCUCUUCAAAGGCAACGCCAAGCUGCCCUACAUUCGGCCCGAGGAGGAUCCCGUUCUGAACGAUUUCAAGAGGGAGAUGCUCUUCCAUCGACAGGCGCAAAGUGCUGUUCUAGAGGCCAUUCCCCGCCUGCACGAGCUGGGCAUAAAGACCCGUCGGCCAGAUGACUACUUCGCCGAAAUGGCCAAGUCUGACGAGCACAUGCAGAAGGUCCGCGCCAACCUGAUGGCCAAACAGCAAGGACAGGCGAAAUCCGAGCGCAUCAAGCAGAUCCGCGAACAGCGCAAAAUGGGCAAGAUGCUGGCCAAACAGACCAAGGUCCAACGCGAGGCCGAGAAGAAGGACAUGCUGGACAAAUUGAAGAAAUUCCGCAAGGGCAAGCUGAAGAACCUGGACUUCCUGGAGGACGCCAAGGCGCUGGAGUCCAAGCAGAAGCAGUCAGCCGAGAAUCGCAAGAAGCGCAACAAGAAGUUCGGCUUUGGAGGCAAGAAGAAGGGCCUCAAGAGGAACACAAAGUCCUCCUCCGCGGGAUUGGAUGGCGACAAGUCCACAAGGCGGCAGCGGGGCGUGAAGGCGGGUGCUUCGGUCAACAAACGUCUUGGCAAAUCGCGACGCAUUAAGGCCAAGGGCAGAAAGUAGUCCCCUGGGACUGCCGACUAUCUUUAGGUGACCAAACUCUAGUUUUAUAAAGCCCCAAAUCGUGUAUAGAUUUUUUAGAACCAUAAAUACAUUACAUUUUGUGUGCACAUA
This is a messenger RNA of Drosophila erecta, 1225 nucleotides long. Its product is annotated as probable rRNA-processing protein EBP2 homolog. Gene Ontology annotation, biological process: ribosomal large subunit biogenesis; rRNA processing. The coding region runs from base 134 to 1114 and encodes 326 amino acids. NCBI's taxonomy places the organism in Eukaryota, Metazoa, Arthropoda, Insecta, Diptera, Drosophilidae. The transcript is spliced from 2 exons. Gene Ontology annotation, cellular component: nuclear periphery; nucleolus; preribosome, large subunit precursor. The record is from RefSeq and is a predicted model, not a curated record.